Messenger RNA from Procambarus clarkii (red swamp crayfish), 849 nucleotides. The record is from RefSeq and is a predicted model, not a curated record. Lineage: Eukaryota; Metazoa; Arthropoda; Malacostraca; Decapoda; Cambaridae.
AUGUCACUCAACCGGUCGUAUUACCUAAUUACCUCCUCGAGUAUUACCAGUACUUUCACUUUCUGGUUAGGUCAAUAUAUAGUGCACGUGCGAGGCGGUAUAGGCCCGCUGGUGCACGUGCGAGGCGGUAUAGGCCCGCUGGUGCACGUGCGAGGCGGUAUAGGCCCGCUGGUGCACGUGCGAGGCGGUAUAGGCCCGCUGGUGCACGUGCGAGGCGGUAUAGGCCCGCUGGUGCACGUGGGAGGCGGUAUAGGCCCGCUGGUGCACGUGGGAGGCGGUAUAGGCCCGCUGGUGCACGUGCGAGGCGGUAUAGGCCCGCUGGUGCAAGUGCGAGGCGGUAUAGGCCCGCUGGUGCACGUGCGAGGCUGUAUACGCCCGCUGGUGCACGUGCGAAGCGGUAUAGGCCCGCUGGUGCACGUGCGAGGCGGUAUAGGCCCGCUGGCGCACGUGCGAGGCGGUAUAGGCCCGCUGGUGCACGUGCGAGGCGGUAUAGGCCCACUGGUGCACGUGCAAGGCGAUAUAGGCCCACUGGUGCACGUGCGAGGCGGUAUAGGCCCACUGGUGCACGUGCAAGGCGAUAUAGGCCCACUGGUGCACGUGCGAGGCGGUAUAGGCCCGCUGGUGCACGUGCGAGGCGGUAUAGGCCCGCUGGUGCACGUGCGAGGCGGUAUAGGCCCGCUGGUGCACGUGCGAGGCGGUAUAGGCCCACUGGUGCACGUGCAAGGCGAUAUAGGCCCGCUGGUGCACGUGCGAGGCGGUAUAGGCCCGCUGGUGCACGUGCGAGGCGGUAUAGGCCCGCUGGUGCACGUGCGAGGCAGUAGACCCCCUGGUGCACGUGCGAGGCAGUAG